Coregonus clupeaformis (lake whitefish) is the source of this 1268-nucleotide messenger RNA. Its product is annotated as haptoglobin. NCBI's taxonomy places the organism in Eukaryota, Metazoa, Chordata, Actinopteri, Salmoniformes, Salmonidae. The record is from RefSeq and is a predicted model, not a curated record. Gene Ontology annotation, molecular function: serine-type endopeptidase activity. The coding region runs from base 96 to 1058 and encodes 320 amino acids. The transcript is spliced from 4 exons. Gene Ontology annotation, biological process: proteolysis.
AAGGCCUUGGUCCCACAACUUCUCACAGAGUACAUAAUCUUUACAGAGGAGACACAGCUCAACAUACAAACUGAUAUACAGAUAUUUCCAUCAAAAUGUGGUUAUCCCUAGCAGUGCUCCUCUCUGCCUCCUGUGUCUGUCUGGCACAGGAUAAGGUAAAAAUCAAAAUCAAAAUCAAAACAUCAGAAGCACUGGAGAUGUCAGACAAUCCAGGCCUGCGCUCCAGGCGUAUGGUUGGGGGCACACUGGCCCCUCACGUCCCCUGGCAGGCCAUGGUCUACCUGAGUGACAACGUCAUGAACGGGGGCUUCGCUGGGGGGGCUCUAAUCUCUGACCGCUGGGUCCUGACCGCUGGCAGGAACCUGUUUGUCAGGAAGAGUCGGCAGGACACCCAGGGGAAAGAACCAACCAUCCCCAAGGUGUACCUAGGCAUCACGCGACGCUCCCAAGCCGAUGCCUCCAAAGAAGUUGCAGUAGAAAAGGUGGUUCUGCACCCAGGCUUCCAGAAUGUUUCAGACUGGGACAACGACCUGGCUCUGAUUCAGCUGAAGGAGCCAUUCAACCUAAGCGAGGCUGUGAUGCCCAUCCCUCUGCCUGAGAGGGGUGAGGACCUGGCUGAGGCAGCCCAAGAGAAAGGCAUCAUCACAGGCUGGGGCUGGGGGGUCCUCUUCACCCCCGCUGAGUUACUGAAACACCUGGUGUUGCCUGUGGCAUCGCACAGCUCCUGUAAGGCAGAGUACACCCUAGGUGGCCAGGUGCUGAACAGCACUCCAACCGUAGACGACAACAUGUUCUGUACUGGAGCCAACAGGUACCAGGAGAAUGUGUGCUUUGGGGAUGCAGGUGGUGCCCUGGCAGUCCAGGACCCCAACGACGGCAGAGUGUAUGCUGCAGGGAUCCUGUCCUUCGAUAAGACCUGUGCCGUGGAGAAAUACGCUGUCUACAUGAAGCUCUCUGCCUACAUGCCUUGGAUCAACAGUGUCCUCAGGGGCGACAGUGAGAAAUCAACCAGUCUCCGCUCCAGUGUAAUGUCUGAGAUGUAUUCAAGGCAGUUGUAGCCUCCACUCAGCACAGUUUCAGAUAUGAGAGCCUGGGCUCAUAAUCUCCAUUAUGCCUUUGCAAACAAAGUCAUUUUCUGCCUUGAUCUUGUAAAACGGAAGUUAUGACUUUAAUUGAGUGUGUGUCCCUGUCUGAAUGUUAUAUACCCACACCCAAUCCCUUGGGUUGAUUUCAAAGGAUUUUCAAUAAAUUCACCUCUCUUAACAAGA